CUGCCCUUCCCCUCCGUCUGUCUCCCCGAAACAACCUUCCAGAUAAACCCCUCGACUGCAGGAAGUAGACCGGCCGAUAAGUUGCAUAACCCGAAACGGCCAGGAGCUACUGCUGGACCUUGAUUCACGAUGCAGUCCGGAAUCUCAGUCUCUGAUGAGCUUCACGAAGCCUUCAGGAACUUCGUCUCCGAUGAAUCCAUCUUCUGUCUUCCCGUAACAAUCAAGUCGGAAAGCCUGUCGCCCCUUUCCCCGGUUCCUUUCGCCUCUCCAAACGCCUUCUACCCAUCUCUUUCCCAGCUCUCGUCCGUCCUUGAACCCAAAACUCCUCUUUACCUCCUCAUUCGUCGCCCUGAGGGUGGUUCAUCCUCCCUCGUGGCUCUGACCUACAUUCCUUCUAAUGCUGGCGUGCGCGCUAAGACUCUCUUCGCCGCAACCCGCGCCACCUUGGCUAGGGAACUGGGAACGGAGAAGUUUGCUUCCACCAUCUUCGCUACGGAUGAAGAUGAGGUCAUUGGUGAGGAGGCAUGGAAGGAGCGGGAUGCUGAGAAGAAGGGUACCGCGGGCGGUUUCCGACGGGAGGAUCUGAUGGGUGAGAAGGAGCGGGAGUUGGAGGCUGUGCGGAGAGCCGAAGAGGAGGCUCGCAGCGGCACUCCGAGCAGAGAUAUCGGUAUUGGUGGCACGUUCAACAGGGCAAACCCAUUCGGUGGUGCAUCGGUCAAGAUGAAGGUCGAUGACGAUGUUAAGCAGGCCCUCGAAGGGUUACAGCAGGGAGGCCUGGUUCAGCUGUCCAUUGAUGUCCCCACGGAGGCGAUCAAGGUUGCUGCCGCUGAGUCCGGAGUGGAGGCGAACUCCGUCCAGUCACACAUCCCUUCGUCUUCUCCCCGGUACACACUUUACCACUACCCCGACUCCGACGUGGUGAUCUUCAUCUAUACCUGCCCCUCGGGUUCCUCGAUCAAGGAGCGUAUGCUGUACGCCAGCUCCCGGAUGCAUGCAAUCACUAUGGCUGGCGAUCAGGGCCUGAAGAUUUCAAAGAAGAUCGAGGCCUCCUCGCCUGAUGAGAUCACGGGCGAAAGGUUGCAUGAAGAAGUCCACCCGCCCCAGGACAACGGACCGAGCCGGGGAUUUGCGAGACCGAGACGUCCGGGUCGGUAAAUCUCCGCGCGUGGUUAGAUGAUUCGUAAUUUCUUGUAUAUCCCGCUCUAUGAUCCGCGAUAGUAUAUAGCCCGGGCACCUGUGACCGAAACACCGCCGGUACAAAUCUCCUCUGUCUUCUGUAGCUGUAGCCGUCUCACACUCAACAACCGUUUAUAUUCGCCCAAGCCACCCCCAUAAGUCUGCAGAGCUCCCUAAGACCAGGAGCAUACGAUGCAGAGAGCAGACGCUCUCGCCCAAGAGCCCAAACGCGUGGCGAACAAGGAGAAAACAACACCCAGCCCACAUCAAUGAUUUCGAAAACUUUUCUUUUGGUAGAAUAAAUCCGUCCUCGAACUUCCCAAGUUUAUA
Aspergillus piperis CBS 112811 is the source of this 1506-nucleotide messenger RNA. Its product is annotated as twinfilin. The coding region runs from base 130 to 1155 and encodes 341 amino acids. The transcript is spliced from 4 exons. NCBI's taxonomy places the organism in Eukaryota, Fungi, Ascomycota, Eurotiomycetes, Eurotiales, Aspergillaceae. Gene Ontology annotation, biological process: barbed-end actin filament capping; actin filament depolymerization. Gene Ontology annotation, cellular component: actin filament; cytoplasm. The record is from RefSeq and is a predicted model, not a curated record. Gene Ontology annotation, molecular function: actin filament binding; actin monomer binding.